Molecule: messenger RNA, 724 nt
Organism: Amblyraja radiata (thorny skate)
Lineage: Eukaryota; Metazoa; Chordata; Chondrichthyes; Rajiformes; Rajidae
Product: phospholipase A and acyltransferase 3-like
Exons: 7
Coding region: 153-686 (177 amino acids)
Biological process (GO): N-acylphosphatidylethanolamine metabolic process
Cellular component (GO): cytoplasm
Molecular function (GO): glycerophospholipid phospholipase A1 activity; A2-type glycerophospholipase activity
Source: RefSeq, a predicted model, not a curated record
AAGCAGCGGUAUCAACACAGAGUACACAUCUUGGGUUUGAGCUGAGAGCUGAGGAACAGAAGCUGCGAAUUCAGACGAAAGACAAAUAGUUUCUACAGUUUGAUCUGCAGGUGUGUUAAACAUCAGAGGACGUUCAAAUUCACCAAGUCAACAUGAGCAAUCAACAGUCUGCCUUUAAUGCAAAACCUGGAGAUUUGAUUGAAAUACCUCGAACACUUGGGUAUAAGCACUGGGCCAUCUACAUUGGACAUGGAGAUGUCGUACAUUUAACUUCAGAUGGUGCAAGUGGAGAUAUGAGUACUCGAUUCUCUAGGUCGGAAGAGAUUGCUGUGAUUAAGAGGGAGCCUCUCGCUGAGGUAGCUGGCAAUGAUUCCUGGAAAGUCAACAAUAGAUCGGACAUAAUAUGGAAUCCAUUACCCGUUGACAAGAUAAUAAAAAAGGCUAAAAAAAAGAUUGGAUGGAAAGUGCAUUACAAUGUACUAAAUUCAAACUGUGAACACUUUGUUAAUUCACUUCGGUAUGGUAUAGAGAUAUCAUUUCAGGUUAUUAAAACAUACUGCUUCUUUGGUGCAAUGGCCAUCAUCAACCCUGUUGCUGCUGUUGCUAGUGCUGCAGUUGGUGCCACCGCCAUUCUUAAAGGUUUGCCUUGUGCGAGCACAUCAUUGAAAAGCACAGCUAAAAAAUAACGGAGAGCGCUGCGUUUUUAUUAAAGCAUUAAUCAACC